CCCGACCCAAGACUAGGUCAGAGUAUUCCGACUUGCCAAUCCAUUACGGCCGUGAAAACCAAGCACAGUACCCACAAGCAGAAGAAAGUCAUGGAUAUGGCGAUAAAAGCCAAUCUAUCCGUUCUCGCCUUAUCUCUCCUGAUCAUCGGUAUCUUUUCAUCUUCACCUUCGAUCGCAUUACAGACCUCCCGCCCAACCUCCUCCAAAUGGACCCCACGCUUUCUCGGCGGACACUCAAAGCCACUGAGUCAGAAUCGGCAGCAGCAACCACAAUACCAGUACGAAACCCGAUAUUUCUCUCAGCCACUCGACCACUUCAGUUUCUCUGACCUCCCGAGUUUCCCUCAGCGGUACCUCAUCAGCACCGAGCACUGGGUGGGGGCGCAGCGCCUUGGCCCCAUCUUCUUCUACUGCGGCAAUGAGGGUGACAUCGAGUGGUUCGCCGCCAACACCGGUUUCGUCUGGGAAAUCGCCCCUCGCUUCGGCGCCAUGGUGGUUUUUCCCGAACACCGAUACUAUGGCAAGUCGAUGCCAUAUGGAAGUAGAGAUGAGGCAUACAAGAAUGCCACCACAUUAUCCUAUCUUACGGCGGAGCAAGCCCUCGCGGAUUUCGCGGUGUUGCUUCGGGAACUGAAGCGAGAUUUGUCCGCCGAGGUUUCUCCUGUGGUGUUGUUUGGUGGAUCCUACGGGGGAAUGUUAGCGGCAUGGAUGAGGCUCAAGUAUCCUCAUGUUGCAGUUGGUGCGCUUGCUUCUUCUGCUCCGAUUCUUCAGUUUGAAGAUAUUGUGCCACCAGAAACAUUUUAUGACAUCGUUUCUGGUGCUUUCAAGCGUGAAAGUACCAGCUGUUUCAAUACUAUUAAGGAGUCCUGGGACGUCUUAAUAUCUGAGAGUCUAAAAAAUGAUGGCCUCCUGCAACUGACCAAAACAUUCCACUUAUGUCGGACCUUAAAGAGGACUGAAGAUCUGAGAGACUGGUUGGACUCUGCUUAUAGUUAUUUGGCAAUGGUGAACUACCCUUACAGUUCUGAUUUUUUGAUGCCGUUACCUGGACAUCCAAUAAGGGAGGUUUGCAGAAAGAUUGAUGGUUGUCCUCUUGGCACUAGCAUUCUGGAGCGCAUAUUUGAAGGAGUUAGUGUGUAUUACAAUUAUACUGGAGAUUUUGACUGCUUUCAAUUGGAUGAUGAUCCUCAUGGCAUGGAUGGCUGGAACUGGCAGGCAUGCACCGAGAUGGUUAUGCCAAUGUCUAGUAGCUGGGAUGCAAGCAUGUUUCCAACAUAUGAUUAUAAUCACUCUUCCUUUCAAGAGGAAUGCUGGAAGGAGUUCAAGGUGAAACCAAGACCUAGAUGGAUAACAACGGAAUUUGGUGGACAUGAUAUCAAGACUGCCCUGAAAAAGUUUGGAAGUAAUAUCAUUUUCUCCAAUGGCCUAUUGGAUCCCUGGAGUGGUGGAAGUGUUCUGCAGAACGUAUCUGAAACUAUUGUUGCUCUUGUUACUGAGGAAGGUGCCCAUCACAUAGAUUUACGUGCUUCAAGUUCAGAAGAUCCUGAUUGGUUGCUAGAGCAGAGGGCAACUGAAAUCAAGUUGAUUAAAGGCUGGAUAAGUGACUACUAUCAGGAAAAGAAAGCAAUAAUCGACAUGUAGUUGGUGUAUGAAGAUCUUUCUUGUAUACAGUUCGAACUUGCCUGUGUUUUUCCUUCGGACAUCAUUGAAUGAACAGUGUAAGACCUCUCCUUUUCCAUGUCAGUGCCCUUAAAAAGUAGUCUCCACUAAAGAUGUGGGGAACAUUGUAAAUAUGUGUAUAAUGAGAUGGCAAUUUUAAGUGUAACUGGAUUUUUUAGUGCACCAAACAUUUACGUGGUAUGCCUCGUAGUAUUUCCUGAA
Messenger RNA from Juglans microcarpa x Juglans regia, 1881 nucleotides. Its product is annotated as lysosomal Pro-X carboxypeptidase. The coding region runs from base 91 to 1641 and encodes 516 amino acids. Lineage: Eukaryota; Viridiplantae; Streptophyta; Magnoliopsida; Fagales; Juglandaceae. The transcript is spliced from 10 exons. Gene Ontology annotation, biological process: proteolysis. The record is from RefSeq and is a predicted model, not a curated record. Gene Ontology annotation, cellular component: vacuole. Gene Ontology annotation, molecular function: dipeptidyl-peptidase activity; serine-type exopeptidase activity.